CCGCGCAAGUGAUAAGAAAAGUUCAUGAAAGUUUAUGAGUUUUCAUGGUGACAGUGUUCACAACUAGCGACCAUGGCACCAUCAAGCGGCGACCUCGUGUACUAUUACGAUUCGUAUCGCGAUCGCCAGAACGAAGCGAAUCACCGCCACCGCUGGCUUUAACGGUGAAAAGGUUUUGCUACUCGGCAGAACCUGGGGAUACCAUAGCCACGACAAAAGAAGAAGAAUGGGUGACCCGCAAGAAGAGCGAGGUAACGACGACGCGUCAGAUCGCGACCCGGGUCAAGCGCGAGCUGCUGCUGGAGGACGGACGCAUCCUCAGCGACUCCGGGCCCAAGAUCUCCACCUCCGUCAAUGAGGACACGCAUACUACCAACUUCCAGCAAACUGAGCACCGGGUACCUGAUGACGAGAAGAUCGACGAAGAUGCAGCUCUCGGAGGGGUCGGCCACGCGUCCAUCGGCGUGAAGAUCGAUGAGCUGGACGGCCCCCGCGCCGUGGUCGGCGGCGAAGUGGCACCAGCCGGCGGCAAGGUGCUGGUCUCCUCACGGGUCGUCGCCAACCCUGACGGGAAGGUGCGAGAGAGCCGCGACCUCAAGGUGCUGACGAGGAACGUGACCGAACGAGUGAACGAGACGGAAGAGCGGUUCCAUAGGGGUGACACUACGCAUGAUGCCCUGAUCACAGCCGUGAACGAGACAGCCUCGGACGACAUCCGGGAUGCGCUGAGGGCGGAGACGGAGAGCCGCCUGGCGCUGUUGCCGCGCGGACCCACUGUAGUGAGGGACACCGUCGCUUACAAGACCACUGUUGACACUGAUGAUACGGAGGAGCUCCGCGCGCUGCGGGCGGACGGCACGCUGGUGACGGAGCGCAGACACACCAAGGAACAGGAGCUGUUGGGCGACCAGGAGCUGCCGGACGACGAGGCGGGAUCCCUAGCGAGUGACAAGAGCGCGGUGGAGGAGCGCAGCGGGCGCGAGCGCCGCAAGCACGUGGAGCUGGAACGGACCACCGACCACAUGGCGGGCGGCCGCCGCGUCGCCACGCACCUGCACUCCAGGACACGGACCGAAGAAGCUGAAAGAGAAGGGCAGCCAAUAAUGGACGAGGAUUGGGAUAGUUUGUCCGUGCGAAUGCGACGGCAGCGCCGCCUACGUCAUGCUGACGCGGACAAGGACUACAAGCGACCGCUCGACUUCGACAUCGAGGAGGAGACCCGCAAGAAGGAGACCUCCAAGUGGCUGGAGAGCCACUUCGGCAGCGAGUCCCGCUCCUCGCACGACUCCAUCGCCGACGAGCUCGCGCGCCGCCCCGAGCCCUUCUACGUGAAGACCAAGCCCGUGGACGACGAGGGCUACUACGGCAAGACCUCGUCCCCCGCGCCGCCGCCGCCCGUGUACGCGGACCGCGCGCUGCGCAAGACCAAGUCCUCCACGCCGCCCGGCGAGCCCGCCGCCCGCUCCGGCGCCUACUUCAAGGGCGUCGCGGACUGGUCGCAGCGCCGCGCCAGCAAGCCCAGGAUGCCGGAGCCGCGCAGCGCCUCGCCCUCGCCGCCCGCCGCGCGCUCGCCCUACGGCAGCCCGGACCGGCUCACGCCCUCGUCCCGGCUGGGCCCGGCCGGCCGCCGCGCGCCGCCCUCGCGCGACGACUCCGCCUACGUGUCGUCGUCCACCAUGCACAGCCCGCCGCGCGGCUCGCCCUUCCGCCCGCUCGAGACCGACCGCUCCUUCCGCGAGCCUUCCGUGGAGGACGACUACCGGCCGCCCGUCGCGCCCGAGCGCAAGCGGCACCUCAAGCAGCGCCUGUCCGAGGAGCACCGCUACGACAGCGGCUACCGGAGCUCGUCCCGGAACGAGAACUCGGGGCGCUCGCGGGACAGCCGCGACGAGGGCGCCGCCGAGCCGCCGCCGGACUACUCGCCGCCGCGGGAGCGCCGCGGGAGCUCGGACCGCGACCGCACGCCGCCGCCGCGCCGCCGCGACGACCGCAAGCAGCACCAGAAAACGCGUUUCGCGGCGGAGAGCGGGCGGCGCGCGUCGCCGGCGCGCAAGUCGAUGGGCUCGGCGAUAGGGAACUCGAUCAGGAAGCUGGUGGGCAAGAUCCGCUCGGCCUCGGCGGAGCGGCGCGCGCGCUGGCGGAGCUCCCGCUCGCCGUCGCCGGGCGAGGCGGCGCGCACGUACCGCGGCUACGGCGAGCCGGCGCCGCCCGCCCCCGCCCCCGCCACCCGCUACUACCUGGGCGAGGACCCGCUGGGGCCCAGCAUCUACGGCCGCGAGCACAAGUACGAGGCCAGUGCGAGGCGCGCCGCCGCCUCCGACGCCCGCGACCACAGAGACCGCGGCCAGUUCUCCAACACUCUCGGUCGGUUCAGCCACUCGACCAGCCGCCUGAACCCGAACGGAGAGAUCGAAGAGGAAUACAGCAGGAGCGCCCAGACCCUGCCGAGGAAGCUGCACGACCGCAAGGAGAAGGCAGAGAAGCCCAGCUCCAACAAGUACUGGCACCGCCUCACGCCCAGCAAGCGCUCAAACAGUGCCAUCAACGUGUCUCACCACGGCACCAGCACACCAGAAGGAAAGAUCAACGGACACCCGCCCGGACCUACCAAGCCGGCCCGGACCUACAAGGUCCUCAACAGGAGCAAGAGCUUUGCUAUGGGCGCACCUGAAGCCGAGGUGCACCCGCGUUACGUGUCAGGAAUGAGCCGCAACUACUCCACCAUGUAUAAAUCCAACCCCCACCUCAGCCGUCUGGACGAGACCCCAGAACAAUUAAAGAGUCCGGGCAUCGUCUCCAUAAUCAACCGAAGUCAACGGGAUCUGGCUGACGCAGUCUCCCGUGAGACGGAGCGCAGACGCGACGGUCUGUUCGGAGCUCGGUACGGAAAGACCACUCCAGUGACCAACGGACACUCCAACGGGUACAGCAAACACGAUGACACGGACAAGAAGAAGAUCUUCAUGAAAGGUCUUCGUGAAAGAGCACCGGAACUGUACCACACGCUUCACGCCGAUGACGAAUCCGACGGCAGUAGGCUCUCCUCUAGGUACGGCACUCCGUCGCCAGGAUUCAAAGACAGGCCCUCCGAAGAGAGGAAGACUCUUUACAAAACCGAGUCGCUAAACCGUGAUACUAGUCCAUUUGUGUCCCGCCUAGAAUCGCGUCUGAAGUCGCCGGCCAUUCGGCGAGGGAGCAACAGCAGUGACAACUACUCGGAGACCUACAGGUAUACCACCAGGUCGGGGGACCCGGAGCGGCCGAGCGUGACCGACACCGUGGAGACCGUCAGCAAGAAGAUCGUGCCCACGAGGGACGGCCGGGGCAAGGAGAUCAUCGAGUCCAGAGAAGUCAACUCUGUGACCAAGAGUCGCGGCUACAAAGACGGCGUGCCCAGUUUGAAGUACGUGGACACUGGCAUUCGCGCUUCCCCGCUUGGGUAUGAACCACGGAAUGGGUACACAGAAAAGAGAAGCAGUAACUACCGAGUGAUGGAGAAAAUUAGAGAUUAUUAAUGAAAUAUAAUUUAAUUAAAUUUUCGCACAUUGCCAUAUUUUCUAUUAUCGAAUUAUAAAAUUGAACAGAGUCAUAGUUAUGCAGACUGAAACACUCUAUAAUGCUUUAGAUAGUUAUAAAAUUAUCUAACUAGGUAUAAUUAAUUUCAUUUAUUAACACUUGUGUUAAUUUGUAAAUUAAUAUUAAAAUGUAAAAAGUCAUAGCUUUACUAAUUAUUGAAUUACGACAAUUAAUUCCGUCCACUGACUGUAAUAUUUUGAGAAAUUGUAUCUCCUUAGUUAUAGAACCCAUGUGAUAGAAUAAGUUCGCAUGGAUCAAAUAAAUAAAGACAAUAUUUUAAAUGUUGUAUCAUUACUAAGAAUUUAUUGUAGGUAAUACCUAAUCUUUUGUAAUAUUAAAAUAUACAUUCAUAUAAAAAAUAAAAGUAUUUAAUAAUACGCA
Plutella xylostella (diamondback moth) is the source of this 3957-nucleotide messenger RNA. The record is from RefSeq and is a predicted model, not a curated record. Lineage: Eukaryota; Metazoa; Arthropoda; Insecta; Lepidoptera; Plutellidae.